AUGGCUCGUCGGCCGUAUGAUUUGUUGUUCAAGCUAUUGCUCAUCGGCGAUUCGGGUGUGGGAAAGACGUGUAUUCUUUAUCGAUUUAGCGACGACGCCUUCAAUACCACAUUCAUUUCAACAAUUGGGAUUGAUUUCAAAAUCAAAACGAUCGAGUUGAGGAGGAAAGAAGAUCAAGCUGCAAAUAUGUACUUUGUAGGGAUACGGCAGGUGAAGAAGGUUCAUACAAUUACCACAUCGUACUACCGAGGAGCGAUGGGUAUAAUGUUGGUGUACGACAUCACGAACGCCAAGAGUUUUGACAACAUUGCAAAAUGGUUGCGGAAUAUUGACGAGCACGCUUCUGAAGACGUUGUCAAAAUGCUGCUCGGAAACAAGUGUGACAUGACCGAGCGAAGAGUUGUAAGCCGGGAAAGAGGAGAGAAGAUUGCUAAGGACCAUAUGAUAAGGUUCCUGGAAACGUCUGCAAAAGCAAAUAUUCAUAUCGACACGGCAUUCUACGAGCUAGCUGAAGCGAUUUUGGAUAAGAUGCCAGCACAAACCGAAGAACCUAGAGUUACAAUCAAUCCCCUCGAUAGCGGUAAAGCAGGCAGUGGAGGUUGCUGCUAG
Messenger RNA from Ostertagia ostertagi, 609 nucleotides. NCBI's taxonomy places the organism in Eukaryota, Metazoa, Nematoda, Chromadorea, Rhabditida, Trichostrongylidae. The record is from the annotation of a GenBank genome assembly.